AUGAAAGAUAUCAUUCGAGAAAUAAGGGCUUUGGCCAAAGACAAUGUUCACAUAAAAAAUAAAGAUGCGCUAAGUCGACUAAUCGACGAUAUGUGCAAAGGGGGCAUGGGGAGGCUGCAAGUGAUCAGCGAUUUCGAUAAGACGAUAACGAAGCAGCACCACGAGGGGGCUCCGCACUUGAGCAGUUUCACCAUGUUCAGCAAUAUGCCUGCAGUUGCAGCCAACGAGCACUAUCAAAACACAGUGCGGGGUUUGAGACAGAAAUAUUAUCCCAUAGAGUUGGAUCCUCACAUACCUAUUGCGGAUAAAAUUAAGCACAUGGAAGAUUGGUGGGGUAUGUCGGAAAAGGCGAUAUGUGGUUUGAAAAUUACCCAACAGGACAUUGAUGAUGUAUGUGUAGUUUCUGAUCCAGUACUAAGGGACGGUUCUGAAGAGUUUUUCAAAGAGUUAAGCGAUCAAAAUGUCCCAGUUCUUGUACUUUCUGCCGGCUGUGGUGAUAUAGUCCAAGCAGUUUUGAAACAUCGCUGCGUCUAUCAUCCCAAUGUAAAAGUGGUAUCCAACUUUUUAAAAUUCAACCCUGAUGGUACGAUAGCUGGAUUCAAAGACAAAAUCAUCCACAUCUUCAAUAAAAACGAAACAGCUUUAGAAAAUACGGAUUUCUAUCAGGAACUGGCCAAAAGAGACAAUGCUAUUAUUUUAGGAGAUUCCCUAGGAGAUGCUAACAUGGCUCAAGGCAUGGAACAUUGCAGGAACGUACUAAAAAUUGGUUUUCUGUACGAACACAUUGAGCAUAAUUUGCAACAGUACAUGGACACUUUUGACGUAGUGCUGGUGGAUGAUCAAACAAUGGAAAUUCCUAGAGCGAUCUUUGAAUAUCUCAGAGAUUUUAAGUGA
Molecule: messenger RNA, 894 nt
Organism: Ceutorhynchus assimilis (cabbage seed weevil)
Lineage: Eukaryota; Metazoa; Arthropoda; Insecta; Coleoptera; Curculionidae
Source: the annotation of a GenBank genome assembly